AUGGCAGAGGCAGAGGUUGCCCCAAGAAAGAGACUCAUAAUUAAGCUUUGCUUGCCGCGUUCAAGAACAGUGUCAUCUGAAGAGUGCAAACUAAAGGAUGAUGUUGAUACUGAAAAGCGUGGACCAGAAUUUAUGGCUUCUGAUUCAUGCGGCGAGAAGAGGAAGAAAGAUCAGCAUUACAGCACUACUGAAUACUCGUGUAAUGUAGUGGAAAAGAGCGAUGCAGAAGGUUCUAGAACCUUGUCAACUGAUGCACAGUGCAAACAGAAGAAGGACGAUGAUGGUGCUGAUUCUCGUGGAGGCAGAAAGAGAAGAAAGUUGGCAACUUCUGAAGUUUCUGUUUCCACAAAAUCUUCUGUGCAAGAACACCACAAUGCAUGUUCAAGAAUCCCAAGAACCGGUUCUAAGGUGCUUGACUCCAAGAACACGAAGAAGGAAGAGGAAGAACACCACAAUGCAUGUUCAAGAAUCCCAAGAACCGGUUCUAAGGUGCUUGACUCCAAGAACACGAAGAAGGAAGAGGAGAUAAAGGUUGCUCUAAACGAGCAGAGAAUUGAUCGUUAUCAAAAGAUGCAGCGUUUGGUGAUCUUGAAGCGCUUCAUGGUUGGAAGAGAUGGCUGGGCUUUCGAUAAGACUCUGGAUCCCAAGAAUUUAGGGAUUCUUGGUAACAACCGUGAGAGUGUGUUGUUGAAGCCAAUAGGGUUUGAGGAAAUAGAGUCAAAGCUGCACAAAUUCGUGUAUUUAGGGCCUGAUGAGUUGCAAACGAUAUGA
Molecule: messenger RNA, 771 nt
Organism: Arachis ipaensis
Lineage: Eukaryota; Viridiplantae; Streptophyta; Magnoliopsida; Fabales; Fabaceae
Source: RefSeq, a predicted model, not a curated record